Messenger RNA from Strongyloides ratti, 321 nucleotides. RefSeq names its product Cytochrome c oxidase subunit 6C family-containing protein. The record is from RefSeq and is a predicted model, not a curated record. The coding region runs from base 1 to 321 and encodes 106 amino acids. The transcript has 2 exons. NCBI's taxonomy places the organism in Eukaryota, Metazoa, Nematoda, Chromadorea, Rhabditida, Strongyloididae.
AUGGCUCCUGUUAUGCGUAAUAUGCUUCACUCUAAUGCUAAAAAAGCACUAUAUUAUGGUUUAGCUACUGCAUUUGCAUCAACAGUAGUAUGCUACUUCACAUAUGUAAAACCAAGACAAACUAAGUAUGAAGAAUUUUUUGCUAACUAUGAUCCAUACAAACGUAUGCGUGAAAUUUGUGAAACUGGAAAAGGUUAUUUACAUACAUGCCCACAAGAACUUGCUAAGUUAUAUGAAGAAAAAGGAAUACCUAUUGGAUCAAAACUUGAAGCUACCGUUGGGGAAAGUGACGUUGCUUUUGAAAAUGUUACUGCUGAAUAA